Molecule: messenger RNA, 3318 nt
Organism: Cyphellophora attinorum
Lineage: Eukaryota; Fungi; Ascomycota; Eurotiomycetes; Chaetothyriales; Cyphellophoraceae
Product: [NU+] prion formation protein 1
Exons: 2
Coding region: 1-3318 (1105 amino acids)
Molecular function (GO): ATP hydrolysis activity; ATP binding
Source: RefSeq, a predicted model, not a curated record
AUGUCUGUCAUCACAGUUCCCACCAAAUCGACACAUUCGGGCAUUCCUCCCACGAACGAAGAGAUCGAUUCACUCCUUCGCACCAUCAUAGACACCGACAAUGCUCAAACAGCCCUCGAUGCCUCGUACUCCUUGACAAACCUCCUCGUCCAGUCAGUCGGCGCCCGAGGCCUCCUCACCUACGAUAUCCUAGAUCAGACGAAGAAGGCCGCAGCAGACAAGAAAAAUGGCGCCAAACGGGAAAGCGCCAUGUUUAUUCUCGGCGCGCUGUUUGAGCGAAUGCCUCGAGAGCAGCCUCUCAGCGAAGUCAUCUUCCUCGUCAAGGAUGGCGGAGUGCUCAAUGUCGUGCUCGAUGGGUUAGCGGACAAGGGCGGCUCGGUCCGGGAGAGUGCGCAAUUUGCUGUGGACGAGCUGUUCAAGAACUUGUCUCCAGAGGCGAUGGUCGUUGGACUGCUGCCGGCACUGCUGCGCUACCUAUCAAAGUCAACUGGCAAAUGGCAGGGCACGGUUGGCGCGUACAAUUUGCUCGGCAAGAUGGCGGACAGGGCCCAGAUCGGUGACGGCACCAAAGAGGAGGAGCAGGCCAAAGAUGUGCUGAGAGAGUCCAUGGGUUUGAUGCUGAAAGAGCUGAUCCCUAUCGUCGAGAACGGCAUGCAUGAUCUGAAGGCUGAGGUCGGGAAGGCUGCCACCAAAGCCAUGACGAGCUUGACAACACUCCUACAGAACGACGAUGUGGCACCCAGGAUAGCGCUGCUGUUGGACGUCAUGAAGAACCCAAAGCCAGAGAAUACACACAAGGCAGUACAUGCGCUCAGUCAGACGACAUUUGUGGCCGAGGUUACGAGCCCUGUACUCGCCAUGUUGACGCCAUACCUGGAGAGGGCCUUGAACACACCGAGCACGCCGCAGGAGGUGUUGAGGCAAACAACGGUCGUCAUUGAGAACUUGACCAGACUGGUGCAUGAUCCGAUCGAGGCACGGGUGUUCUUGCCGAAGUUGAUGCCUGGUGUACAGAAAGUCAAGAAUGUCGAUGUAAUGAAGCAGGCUAUGGGUGAAGGCGCAGAUGCAGAGACGAAGGGUCAGCUUUCAAGAACGACUAUGGAGGACGUUCUGAAAGUCCUCGAAUUGAAGAUGAGGGCGCAAGGUGGCAUUCAGAAGGAGGAUGCUGCGUUAUGGAAGCUGGGACAGACUUAUGUGUCCGAUCUGGUGAAGGAAGAUGUCAACAUUCGGGUCUUCGAUCGAAUCCCAGAUCGAAUCGCGCCCUAUCUGCGGUAUAUCCUGCCAGAUGAUCUCCGGACGGCCGUGGCGAAUGCCGUACAGCAACACUUCGUCGAGGAGGAUCACAAGAAAUACGGAGCGCCGGUCGUUGAUGACCCCACAGAAGUUGAGGUCGUCAAUGCCGACUUCUCGCUCGGAUAUGGUGGAAUGCUCUUGCUUUCGCACACCAAUCUCAGACUUCUGAAAGGUCAUCGCUACGGUCUCUGCGGACGGAACGGUUGCGGCAAGUCGACUCUGAUGAGAAGUAUCGCCAAUGGCAAGCUCGAAGGUUUCCCACCACAAGAUGUCCUGAAAACAUGCUUCGUCGAGCACAAUCAGGGCGAAGACGCCGACAUCACUAUUCUCGAGUACGUCUCCAAAGAUCCCGAAAUAGCCAAAGAAGGACAAGAGCGCAUCUCUUCCGUCCUUGAAGAAGUCGGCUUCACAUCCGGACCUGAAGGUCGCCAAUCGCACAAAGUCGGCUCCCUAUCCGGUGGCUGGAAGAUGAAGCUCGCUCUCGCCCGCGCCAUGCUCAUGCGCGCCGACGUCUUCCUGCUCGACGAGCCAACUAAUCAUCUCGACGUCGCCAACGUCAAAUGGCUCGAGAACUACCUCAACACCCACAGCGAAAUCACCUCCCUCAUCGUCUCCCACGACUCCGGCUUCCUCGACGCCGUCUGCACAAACAUCAUCCACUACGAACAAAAGAAACUCAAGACCUAUACCGGCAACCUCGCCGACUUCGUCAAAGUCAAGCCCGAGGCGAAAACAUACUACACUCUCUCCGCCGCCCAAGUGCAAUUUAAAUUCCCCCCACCUGGCAUCCUCACGGGCGUCAAAUCCACCACCCGCUCCAUCAUCCGCAUGACCGACGUCAGCUACACGUACCCCGGCGGCUCCAAACCCUCCCUGCAAGAUGUCACAUGCCAGCUCUCCCUCUCCUCCCGCGUCGCCAUCAUCGGCGCCAACGGAGCCGGGAAGUCCACCCUCAUCAAGCUCCUAACCGGCGAGACGAUCCCCAAUACUGGCAAAGUCGAGAAACACCCCAAUCUGCGCAUCGGAUAUAUCAAACAACACGCACUCGAGCACGUCGAGAUGCACACCGAGAAGACACCCACCCAGUACCUUCUCUGGCGGUACGCACACGGCGACGAUCGCGAGGUGCUGAUGAAGCAAACCCGCGUCCUCACCGCCGAGGACCGCGCCCAAAUGGACAAAUGGCUCGAUCUCGGCGACGGCAAAGGCGAGCGCCAAGUCGAGAGCCUGAUCGGCCGGCAGAAAUACAAGAAGACAUUCCAGUACGAAGUCAAAUGGCGCAACAUGCUCCCCAAAUUCAACAGCCAGGUCAGUCGCGAGACACUCCUAGAGUGGGGCUUCGCGAAACUCGUGCAGGAAUUCGACGACCAUGAAUCCUCCCGUGAGGGCCUGGGGUAUCGCAUUCUAGAGCCGAAGGUCAUCGCGAAGCAUUUCGAGGAUGUUGGUCUCGAUCCUGAGAUUGCCGCGCAUAACGAGAUUGGCGGGUUGAGCGGUGGGCAGAAGGUGAAAGUUGUGCUGGCGGGCGCGAUGUGGAAUAAUCCGCAUUUGUUGGUGAUGGACGAGCCGACGAACUUUUUGGAUCGGGAUAGUUUAGGCGGGUUGGCGACGGCGGUGAGGGAGUUUAGGGGUGGGGUGGUUAUGAUUAGUCAUAAUGAGGAGUUUGUCGGGGCGUUGUGUCCGGAGCAGUGGCAUAUUAAGGAUGGGAGGCUGGAUCAUAGGGGGCAUUUGGCUGUUGAUUUGAGUAGGUUUGAGGACUCGAGGCCGGGGUCGAGUGCGGUGAGCUCUGCGGGUGGGAGUUUGCAGGUCAGUAGGGCGGGGAGUCCGAUGGCGAGUCAUGAGGGCACGCCGGCGGCGUCGGGUGCGGAGGAUAAUUCAGAGAUGAACUUCAAGGGCAAGAAGAAGAAGAAGAUGACUAAGAAGCAGUUGAAGGAGAGGGAGGUGAGGAGGCGGUUGAGGUAUAUUGAGUGGUUGAAUAGUCCUAAGGGGACGCCGCAGCCGCCUAAUAGUGAUGAGGAGGAUGGUUGA